AUGGGGGAGCGUGGCUUUGGGAUCAAGGCGGACUCGACCAAGACGGCAUGGGAAUCGGAAGAAUUUCCCUUGUUAUGUGAGAGUUGUUUAGGUGAAAAUCCAUACGUACGUAUGAUGAAGGAGGCAUACGGUAGCGCAUGUAAAAUAUGUGCCCGUCCCUUCACAGUCUUUCGCUGGAAACCGGGCAAACGCGCUCGUUAUAAGAAGACGGAAGUGUGUCAAACCUGCGCUAGAAUGAAGAAUGUAUGUCAAACGUGCGUCUUGGACUUACAAUAUCAUUUGCCAGUUCAAGUUCGUGACGCGUUCUUGGCCAAAGAGGACGGAGGGGAUGGUCAAGUGGCUGUUAAUGUGCCUGAGAGUGAUGCCAAUCGGGAGUGGUUUUCGCAGCAGCACAGUCGUAUGUUGGAGCAAGAAGGAGCAGUCUCUGCUUAUGGUAAAGCAUCAGGCUCAGCCAAUAGCGCGUUACUGCGUUUGGCUCGACAGGAACCGUACUACAAGCGCAAUCGUGCGCACUUGUGCUCGUUCUACGCGCGAGGAGAGUGUAAUCGCGGUGACGAGUGUCCUUAUCUGCAUGAAAUGCCACGUGAUAAGGACGACCCAUUGGCUAAGCAGAAUAUCAAGGACCGGUUCUAUGGAAAGAAGGACCCUGUGGCUAUGAAGAUGCUUGGCGGAGAGAAGAAGAGUCAACAACAUCGGGACGGAAAAACCGAUCGUGGACCACCACCAACGCCUAGUGAUGUGUCAAAGCCCAAACCUCCUCCACGUCCACCAAAGAAACCACCACUUCCUGCUGGACCACCACCGACUGCUGUCAAGAAGAAGGCUGACGAAGAAACGAAAAGCUAG
Messenger RNA from Peronospora farinosa, 846 nucleotides. The record is from the annotation of a GenBank genome assembly. NCBI's taxonomy places the organism in Eukaryota, Oomycota, Peronosporomycetes, Peronosporales, Peronosporaceae.